This is a messenger RNA of Plasmodium knowlesi strain H, 1914 nucleotides long. RefSeq names its product 2-C-methyl-D-erythritol 4-phosphate cytidylyltransferase, putative. The coding region runs from base 1 to 1914 and encodes 637 amino acids. Lineage: Eukaryota; Apicomplexa; Aconoidasida; Haemosporida; Plasmodiidae. Gene Ontology annotation, biological process: isoprenoid biosynthetic process. Gene Ontology annotation, molecular function: 2-C-methyl-D-erythritol 4-phosphate cytidylyltransferase activity. The record is from RefSeq and is a predicted model, not a curated record. The transcript has a single exon.
AUGAAGAACGCCUUGUUGAGCGUUCGCCUGGUCACUUGGUUCGUUGCCUGCUUCUCCCCGUGGUGGGUUCUAAUUAACUAUUUCCUUACCCUGCAAAGGUGCUCCUCCCACGUGAUGUGCAGGAAAAACUCACCAACAUGUGCGAAUGUUAGGAGCGUAAAUGGCGCGAGGAUGUUUCACGAAUAUCCUAGAGGGCAAGUUGCCUCCUCCCUACAGGACAUCAAAGGUGGUUAUCUUGCAUUUUGUGCAAAAGGGGCGAAGGUGAAGGGGAUGCAUUAUAUUGUUACCAAUUGGAAGGGUACGAAACGGAGUGGUGCUUACAAAGUACGUUUUGUUACACCUGAUAGGGUUCAGGUAUAUUUUUUCAAGGAGGCGAAAAACAAAGGUGAGUGGGAUGAAGGGAUACAAUUGCAUGCAACAGAGGAGGGCGCAAAUGUGUGCAGGGAGAAUGUAGUUUCGGAAUAUAUUUCCCAGGAGAAGGAGAACCCCCACCUGUUGGAGACAAGCACAAGGACAGAGGACAAGGACGAGUACAAUAGACGGGAAUAUAGAAAAUAUGAGAAGUCGCUGAAAAAAAAAAACAUUCACGCCAUCUUACUCUGUGGAGGAAUCGGGAAGAGGACAAGGUUAGCAAGUCCAAAGCAGCUCUUAAUGUUGAAUGAUAUUCCACUCUUCCUUUAUUCAUUUAAUUUGUUUAUAAAAUGUAAUUUAAUUAAGUCCAUCAGUCUUGUAUGCGACCCGAACUAUUUCCACGAUGUUAUAGAGAGCAUUAACAAAUUUAACAGUACUCUUCUACGAAGGAAGAAUCAGAGGGGUUUCCUGCGCAAGGGCCAUUCGAAGAAUGUGUUGACCUUGUCAGAUGUAGAAACCGGGAGGGAUACCAUCGAAGCCAUUCAAUUCUUAGAAAAAAAUAAGUAUAUAAUAUACGACAAUGAGAAGGGGAAGUGCAUUACCAAUUUGGAUGAAGUAUUCAAUGAUGUGAUGGAAAAAAAGAGGCAACGCCUUGGGGGGGUCGAGAAGGAAGGGUGCACAAGAACAAGUAAUAGAAAAGGUGUUCGUGGAGAAGGGAUAAAUGUGAAUGAGGAGGUGAAGGCAAGCGAUAUUGAUUCGAAUCGAUACAAGCUUAUACGAUUACAGGGGGGAGGGCCGGAGAGGGUGGACUCCCUUCUGAAUGGGCUACGGGGACUGGACUUGUCGGUGGAAAACGGAGAGUACAUCUGCCAAUUGUUGCGGGACCACGCCGCUGGGGCUGAGAAAGCGGCUGAAGCGAUUGGCACAGGUAUUGUGCACGGUGAUCUCCCACCUCGCAAUGCGUACCUCUCGCACAUCCUGGUGCACGACGGGGCGAGGCCCUUCCUGUCUGAGUUUGACUUGUUUAACCUGGUUUACAUGGCAACGAUUGGGAAAAAUACGAUUUUGGGAACACGCGCCACGGACACCAUUAAGCGGAUAGGAAAUGAAGAGCAAGGUGAAGAUUGCCUCAGGGUGAAGGCCAACGUAGAUAGGGAAUUCAUAUUUCUGGCACAUACUCCACAGAUAUUUAAGAGCGAAUUGUUGGUACAAGUGUGUGCGAACUUACUUUCAACGAGAGGAGGGGAAAUCCAACAAAGGAGCAUAGCCUUCACGGAUACCUCAUCCCUAUUUCAACACUUUACAAAGAAAAAAAUAUUCGCUUUGCAGGCAAAGUUUCCAAACUUCAAAAUUACGACCCCGACAGAUGUUCUUCUCGCCAUCAUUCUCAUGGGACACCUUUUUAGCAGUUCCCAUGGAGAGGUAGACAUGAGGAUAUUUAAGCAGACAUUUGUGAAUUCUCCAUCGAGUUACAUCCCUGCGAACUUGCUUAACGACCAUUUUUUUUACGACUCUCUGGGGGGUAAACAGCGAAUCCUGUACGACCACUUCUACUACAAGUAG